AUCUAUGUGGUACUGAUUUUGAAUAAAUAAGACAUGAGAUGAGGAUGAGCAUUCGUCGUUCUACAUAUGCUUAUGUGAUUUUCGGGGUUUUGCUGAGUGCAAUCCUCUUAAGCCCUACACAGAUUGGAUGAUGCGUAGUAUAGACAACGUAGCUCUGCGUGCAGGAGCCCUGUACGUUGGACGCACAGAGAAGCGAAUAACACCACUGUAUUUUGCUUGUGUGUUGUGAGCCAAAACCAAUAAGGGGCUUUUGUGUUGUUGAAAAACACAGAGAACCGCGAAGGUUCCGUACAAAAUUGAGGGGAGAAAUAGGGAAGGAAGGAUGUAAAAAAACACUAUCAACCAGUAGAAACCGUGUGAGAUAGUCACUCAGCACUCGACUCGCAGGGCAGUAAACAAUCAUUCCAGUGAGCCAAACUGCCUCGAACAUGGUGGAACACAUGUUCGAUUAUCAGUUUCGGCACAUACUGAUCGGAGACAGUACAGUUGGAAAAUCGUCUUUGCUGAAGCAUUUCACCGAUGGAAAAUUCGCUGAGCUCUCGGAUCCAACGGUGGGAGUGGAUUUCUUUGCUCACUUGAUUGAAGUAAACGAUGGUACCCGGAUCAAACUUCAGCUAUGGGACACUGCCGGCCAGGAACGAUUCCGCUCGAUAACGAAAUCAUAUUACCGCAACUCGGUUGGCGUAUUGUUAGUGUACGACGUAACCAAUCACGCGAGCUUCGAACACAUUCCUCUGUGGAUGAUGGAGGCUAAACGGCAUAUAGAACCACAUCGUCCGGUUUUCGCUCUAGUAGGAUGCAAGCUUGAUCUAGUGACGAGCGGUGCUCAACAGCGCGAGGUCAGCCUCGAGGAAGCGCGGACAUUCGCCGAACAUCACGGUCUCAUCUUCGUUGAAACCUCCGCCCGAUCUGGAUUGAACGUACGCGAAGCGUUUGCCCUGAUCACCCAAGAGGUCUAUAAUCGUAUACGGAGCGGCGAGUAUACGGUAGAAGAAGGCUGGGACGGCAUAAAAACUGGUUUUACGCGUCCAAAUAAUCUUGAUUUCAAUUUAGUGGUGGCAGAAUCGGCUAGAAGCACUUGUUGCUAAAAUAACGUCAGUCAUCAUGUCAUCAUUAGAACGAUGGCUUAAGAAUUCAGCCGAAUUCUUACGUUUAGGAGCCAUAGAACAGGAUCUAAUGAGUAAGGUGAACUAAAAUCCUACAUUCUUUGUUUUUAUCUUUGAUUUAGGGGUUAAACUAAUUUUACUUGGAACAAAUUUCAUCAUCGAUUAAAUUCUAAACGUAUGCAUUGAGUGAAUGGGCGUAUGGGAAAAAAGAAACUUUCCCCCGCACAAUAAAACGCAAAAGAAAUAUGCGA
Messenger RNA from Anopheles aquasalis, 1357 nucleotides. It is a transcript of the gene Rab39, whose product is annotated as RAS oncogene family member Rab39. Gene Ontology annotation, molecular function: GTPase activity; GTP binding. The record is from RefSeq and is a predicted model, not a curated record. Gene Ontology annotation, biological process: Rab protein signal transduction. Lineage: Eukaryota; Metazoa; Arthropoda; Insecta; Diptera; Culicidae.